ACCAAAUUUAAAACAUAAAAACAAACAAUCUCCUUGAAACUUCUAGGGUUUCAUUCAUUAUCCUUCCAUCAUCUAAUCUUUCACACUCUCUCUCCUUCUCGACUCACUCACUUCGCUCUUCCACAUCUCUGUUCACCAAUUAAAGAGGAAAAUGGCAGCAGCUCAACUUACAGCAGCAACUGUUUUAAGCAGGAGUUUACCCACUUUUGAACGGCUUAGGCCUUCAUCACUUAAAGUUGGCGCUUUUGUUCCGUUAAGACAAGGACUUAGCCAGAGGUCUUUCCGCCCUCUCGUUGUUAAAGCUGCUACUGUUGUUGCCCCUAAGUAUACCGAAAUUAAGCCUCUGGCUGAUAGAGUGUUAAUCAAGAUCAAAGAAGCAGAGGAGAAGACCUCUGGUGGAAUAUUGCUACCCUCAACGGCUGUGACUAAGCCCCAAUCUGGCGAAGUGGUAGCUGUUGGAGAGGGCAGGACUAUUGGGAAGAACAAAGUAGAAAUUGGUGUCAAGACCGGUACCCAGGUAGUAUAUUCCAAGUACGCAGGGACUGAGCUGGAGUUUAAUGGGACUAACCAUCUGCUACUGAAGGAAGACGACAUUAUUGGCAUUCUUGAGACAGAUGAAAUAAAGGAUCUUAAGCCUCUGAAUGAGAGAGUUCUCAUUAAGGUUGCUGAGGCUGAAGAGAAAACUGCAGGAGGUUUAUUGUUGACCGAGGCAUCGAAGGAGAAGCCCUCAGUUGGCACUGUGAUUUCUGUCGGAUCUGGUCCCUUGGAUGAGGAGGGAAACAGAAAACCAUUGUCAGUUUCACCAGGAAACACAGUGAUGUAUUCCAAGUAUGCAGGAAGUGAGUUCAAGGGCAAAGAUGGUUCUGACUACAUAGUGCUUCGGGCAUCUGAUGUUAUGGCUGUGCUCUCCUCUUAAUCACUGAUCCCGAAUUGUAAAAGGAACGUUUAGGUGGUAAUGAUUUUUGUAGCAGCUUGCAGGAUAAUUAUGAAUCAUGAAGUGGGUCCAUAUAGUUGUGCUUGCAAUUUUGGUUGUUGAGUCUUGAGUUUCACAUUUCACUUCAAUUAUGUAUUCUUGAACCCAAAAACGAAAUCAAUAGAAAAACAAAAGGGUUCUGAAUGUGAAGAUUGGGGCUUCUUUAAAGAGUUGUUCAUGUUUAUUAUUUUCGUACUUUGCCAGUUGGGAGAGGACUCCUUGAAAAUAAGGUUGAACAUGUAGUAAUAAAUUUAAAACAUGGGGCAAAUAAUUUAGGUUUGACUAGGCUGUAUGAUUUCUAUGUGGAGUAAUAAAUUUGGAGUAUGAGA
Molecule: messenger RNA, 1302 nt
Organism: Chenopodium quinoa (quinoa)
Lineage: Eukaryota; Viridiplantae; Streptophyta; Magnoliopsida; Caryophyllales; Amaranthaceae
Product: 20 kDa chaperonin, chloroplastic-like
Exons: 6
Coding region: 152-916 (254 amino acids)
Biological process (GO): positive regulation of superoxide dismutase activity
Cellular component (GO): mitochondrial matrix; chloroplast
Molecular function (GO): transition metal ion binding; protein-folding chaperone binding; protein folding chaperone
Source: RefSeq, a predicted model, not a curated record